Talaromyces stipitatus ATCC 10500 is the source of this 1110-nucleotide messenger RNA. RefSeq names its product cell wall glucanase, putative. The record is from RefSeq and is a predicted model, not a curated record. Lineage: Eukaryota; Fungi; Ascomycota; Eurotiomycetes; Eurotiales; Trichocomaceae. Bases 1 to 1110 code for a protein of 369 amino acids. The transcript is spliced from 2 exons. Gene Ontology annotation, cellular component: fungal-type cell wall. Gene Ontology annotation, molecular function: glycosyltransferase activity; hydrolase activity, hydrolyzing O-glycosyl compounds. Gene Ontology annotation, biological process: fungal-type cell wall organization; carbohydrate metabolic process.
AUGAAGUUCUCCGGGUUGGCUGCAGCAACUGCUGCACUGAUCCUAUCAACACAAGUGUCUGCACAAACUUAUACUAAUUGCGACCCCCGAGAACAAAGUGGCUGCCCACCUGACCCAGCACUCGGCGGUUCCGCGAACUUCGAUUUCACCAAAGGGGCUCAGAAAAGCUGGACGGCAUCCGGCAAAGUAGAAUACAGCAGCAGCACAGGCGCAGCUUUCACAGUUGCCAACUCGGGCGAUUCACCCUUAAUCACCUCCGACUUCUACAUCAUGUGGGGCCAUCUCGAAGUUGUUCUUCAAGCAGCCCCCGGCACCGGCAUUGUCAGCAGUAUAGUGAUGCAAUCAGAUACCCUAGACGAGAUCGAUUUCGAGUUUCUUGGAGGCCAAGACUCGAAUGUACAAACAAACUACUUUGGUCACGGUGACACAUCGCAAUACAAUCGUGAGCAGACGAUUGCAAUGUCGAACAACCAGAACAGUUUUCAUACGUACACAGUCGAUUGGACGGCCAAUAUGAUUGUGUGGCAGGUUGACGGCAAGACUGUUCGCAGCAUGACUCCAGCAUCCGCCAACGCAGGCCAAUACCCUCAGACCCCGAUGAUGAUCAAGAUUGGUAUCUGGGCUGGCGGUGACCCCAGCAACCCAUCAGGCACAAUCAACUGGGCCGGCGGAACGACGGAUUAUAGCAAGGGCCCUUUUACCAUGUACUGCAAAUCGGUUUCGGUGAUUGAUUAUUCGACCGGAAAGCAAUAUGUCUAUACCAGUCAGAGUGGAACAUCAGACUCCAUCUCGGCUGUAGGAGGCAGUGUUGAUGGUAAUAUGGCUGCGACCGCAUCGGUGGCUACAGAUGCCUCUGCGGCAACAGUCACUUCAUCUGGGGGUGAUGCCCCUAUCCCAUGGGCUGGCACUCAUCGCGAAACCUCGUCUUGGACUACUCCAAACAUUUGGCCCUGGGUAGCAACCGCCACUGCGUCAAUUACGAAUGAUAAUCCUUCAUCUGCGCAUACUACUUCCGGUAGUGACAAGUUGACUGUGUUUACAAUGUUCUUUCCAGUCUAUUUCAUUUCAACCUCCCUUGUCUUUGGGUUCCUCUUCCCUCUGUGGCGUUAA